UAGGGUAUUGCCACCAUGUAUGGUACACUGGAAUGGAGAAAAUUAGUAGAAGUUGGCGCCUGCCUGGCAAAUACUAUUCCAAUUAAAUCAUCACACGACGUCUCCAGACGAAACCAGUCGAGCGAACAGACGCUGUCACGACACACUUCCGAAAAAUACCAUCUUUCUACCGCUUCUUUUAAUCUGCCAAAUUGUCGGGCAGUUAGAGAGAGAAGAAUAGUAGAACCGGUGCAGAAAGACACUUACAAAUAUGAAUUUGGAAACAUGCCAAUAGAAUGGGAAGCGUGGAUCAGAGGCAAAAGGAAAGACCCUCCAACUACUCAGGAAAUCCUCAGGAAUGAGCAAGCAAGACGGGAAGUAGGUGCCAAAGCACAGGCUCUUAUCCAGCAGGAAAAACAUCUGCAGAGUAUCGAAGACAAAGGACCUCUCAACAGUCCAAUGAAAACACAGAUUAAAGGACACGCCUCUGCUCCAGUUUAUAGCAAACACACGGCCUCUGAAGAACCAUCUAGUACUGCUAGCACAUUUGAACCUGGCUCCUGGAACCCGCAGAAAAAGUAGCCAAAGCUUCUGGAAAACAGGGGUGUGCUUCCUUGUUCAGGAACACAUUUCUGUUUAAUAUUUCUACUGAAAGCAACAAUGUACAAUAUUUAUACCAUCAAAAUCUUUAUUGAGCUAGUUAUCCAAAUUGUAAAGCUCAAGCCAAAAGCUAUGUGCUUUCUAGAGUACUGAGUUAAACAUCACAAUUCUUUGUGUUUUUGUAUGUUAAAAAGGUAAAAUGGGGAAUUUUUCAUAGAAAGUUAAACAUGUUAACCAUUAUUCUGCUAAUAAUAUAUUUAUCUGUUCA
Molecule: messenger RNA, 847 nt
Organism: Rana temporaria (common frog)
Lineage: Eukaryota; Metazoa; Chordata; Amphibia; Anura; Ranidae
Gene: NDUFAF2
Product: NADH:ubiquinone oxidoreductase complex assembly factor 2
Exons: 5
Coding region: 16-561 (181 amino acids)
Biological process (GO): mitochondrial respiratory chain complex I assembly
Cellular component (GO): membrane
Source: RefSeq, a predicted model, not a curated record